This is a messenger RNA of Mustela erminea (ermine), 3349 nucleotides long. It is a transcript of the gene OLFML3, whose product is annotated as olfactomedin like 3. The transcript has 3 exons. Lineage: Eukaryota; Metazoa; Chordata; Mammalia; Carnivora; Mustelidae. The record is from RefSeq and is a predicted model, not a curated record. Bases 1658 to 2878 code for a protein of 406 amino acids. Gene Ontology annotation, biological process: signal transduction.
UAAGUACAUCGCAUCUGAACAUCAGUGGUGGCUUAGGGGCAAAUCCAUCUUUCAUACAAAUAUCCACAAUGGAAAUGAAUCGGAGUUGAUAGAAAACACUGCCCAAGAAUGGAGUGUCUGGGCCCUAACUGAAGAUCAUCUGGUCCUAUCCCUCUGAAAGAGGCAGAACUUCCAUCCCCCAGGAUAACUAAACUUUGUUUCCUAGCACAUUCCACCAACCAUCUGAAGUAUCGUAAUGAAAAUCAGAACCACCACAGAAGACACUAUUUUUUCCACCUUUCAAGCUGCAUUGUUAGAAGUCCUUUUGGAGAAGGAGCCCCUCUGAUUAGAUUUCUCUUGACCCUAAAGUGAAGAAAAUUUCUCCUGAUAAAGAACUAGAGAUUUGUCUAGAUCAAUCACUGCAGGUCUCUGAAUAAACGCUAUAUACACUUGGUUUUUUUUUGACACAUGUUUCAGGCCACAUCUACCCUACAAUGGCCAUUAAUUCAUUGUGGGGUUCUGCAGUCAUGGUUGGGAUAUAGAGAUGAGACACAUUUAGAAACACUUUUGGACCAUAACCAAGAGAAAUGAUCAAUAAGCUCUUCUCUCCCAUUGGUCAGAACACAUGUAUUUUGAUUUAGACUGCAACACAUUCUAUUUUUCCAAUUUUUUUUUUCCUAAAUAAAUGAGCAUGAAACCAGGGUGGACUCACUGAACGUUCCCCAGUUUUGGUAAGAGAAUGUACCUAGAAGCGUUCAGGUAAGAGAAAGCCAAGUAGAAAGGCUCUGCCAUCAAUCUCACUAACAGGUAAUCAAGAAUUAAUUUAACUUGUCAGUGAUCUGGGUUUGUUUUUGUUUGUUUUUAAAUCUCAGUUAUAUUCUCUUCCUUAGGCUAAAUCAGAGAGAGAUUGGGAUAGCCCCUUAAGUAGUUGGGUAAGUUUGUGGGGAAAUCUGUGUUUUAAUGAUGAAAAGCCCUGUAAACUCAAUCUGCUUGGCUCACUUUGUGAAAAAUUUUCCACGGGACUUGAGGUCUAAGCCUUGGUUUCCCUGUGAAUCCCGAGAUGACACCAGGUGCCUAUCACAAGAUGGCACCAAUGAGCUAUAGAAGAAGGUAGUGUAGCUGGGACCUCCGAUCUUUUCUCCCACCUCUUCCCCUCAAACCUCAUCUCUCCUGCUUCCAGCUUCCACUCAACAAGGCAGAAAACAAUUCAUGCUAUUAUUGCUGGGAAAGGAAAAGAUUAAUGAUGGACGUUUCUUAAGAAGCCAGCACCGACUGGAAGGACGCAUGCAUUCUCCUAAAACAGGAAUAGAGUUUGCUCAGUGUACUCAGGGGCCCCUCCCUCCUGCUGCUAGCUCCUUUUUCUGGGUGACUGCCCGGAAGGCCUCUGCCUUGGGGUUUCAUCUUCUUCCCCUCUCUUGGGGAGCCUGCAUCCUAGGCGGGAGGCGGUUAAGGCUUCUGGCUGCUCUGCCAUAGGGCCAUCUGUGUUUGAUCAGUCCAGGCAGAAAGGAGCGGGUGGGGGCUGUAAGGAGACUGUGAAAGCAUUCCAGAGUAGUGAGAGAGACCCGAGAUGCAGAAAGAGAGAAGGCACCGCCCCCACCCCGCCUCCAAAGCUAAGCCGCGGGCUUGAGUGGAAAAGGCACGGGACCUCACACUCCUACUCCGGCCCCGUUCUGCUGCCAUGGGGCCCUGCACGCCUCUUGUCACCUUGUUCCUUUUGUCAUGGCUGCAACCCCUUCAAGGACAGCAGCACCACCUUGUGGAGUACAUGGAACGCCGACUAGCUGCCUUGGAGGAACGGCUGGCCCAGUGCCAGGACCAAAGUAGCCGGCAUGCCGCUGAGCUGAGAGACUUCAAGAACAAGAUGUUGCCGCUGCUGGAGGUGGCCGAGAAGGAGCGUGAGGCCCUCAGGACUGAGGCUGACAGCAUUUCGGGGAGAGUGGACCGUCUGGAGCGGGAGGUUGACUAUCUGGAGACCCAGAACCCAGCUCUCCCCUGUGUGGAAGUUGAUGAGAAGGUGACCGGAGGCCCUGGGAUCAAAGGCAAGGGCAGAAGAAACGAGAAGUACGAUAUGCUGACAGACUGUGGCUACACCAUCUCUCAGGUGAGAUCAAUGAAGAUCCUGAAGCGGUUCGGUGGCCCGGCUGGUCUAUGGACCAAGGAUCCAAUGGGGCCGACAGAGAAGAUCUACGUAUUAGAUGGGACACAGAAUGACACAGCCUUUGUCUUCCCAAGGCUGCGGGACUUCACCCUCGCCAUGGCUGCCCGGAAAGCUUCCCGGGUCCGGGUGCCCUUCCCCUGGGUAGGCACGGGGCAGCUGGUGUAUGGUGGCUUUCUUUAUUAUGCCCGGAGGCCGCCUGGAGGACCUGGAGGGGGAGGUGAGCUGGAGAACACUUUGCAGCUCAUCAAAUUCCACUUGGCAAACCGGACCGUGGUGGACAGCUCGGUGUUCCCGGCAGAGGGUUUGAUCCCCCCGUACGGGCUGACGGCAGACACGUACAUCGACCUGGCUGCUGACGAGGAGGGCCUUUGGGCUGUCUAUGCCACUCGGGAAGAUGACAGGCACUUGUGCCUGGCCAAGUUAGACCCUCAGACCCUGGACACCGAGCAGCAGUGGGACACCCCAUGUCCCAGAGAGAAUGCUGAGGCUGCCUUUGUCAUCUGUGGGACACUGUACGUUGUCUAUAACACCCGCCCUGCCAGCCGCGCCCGCAUCCAGUGCUCCUUUGAUGCCAGCGGCACCCUGACUCCCGAAAGGGCGGCACUCCCGUAUUUCCCCCGCCGAUAUGGGGCCCAUGCCAGCCUCCGUUACAACCCCCGGGAGCGCCAGCUCUACGCCUGGGAUGAUGGCUACCAGAUCGUCUAUAAGCUGGAGAUGAGAAGGAAAGAGGAAGAAGUCUGAGCACCUAGCUCUGGUGGUUGAAUCUCCCUCACGUCUACACAUUUCUGUCCCUGCGACAUUUCCUGCUCCUCGUCCAGAUGUGGGCAACUUGCAGUUUGGGGCCCAUAAACGCAGCCAAUGGAAGCCAGAUUCUCAUAGCCCCUCCGUUUCCUGUGGGACCUUAGAUCUCGAGAGAUCUUUUCAAAGCUGAAAGAGAGAAAACCCUAAGUGUUGCUCCCCUCCUGCCCCCUGGCAAUGAAUUUCAGGCCAAAGGCCACGCAGACCCAGAGCUCUGACCCUCCUUUGGGGGCAGCCCCAGCAAACGGGCAACAGAAUAUUUCUUGCCUCAGUGCAAGUCCCGUGGAGGGAGAGAGUUCUAGGAGGAGGAGACCUUAGCUCUCUGCCCUUUCCUUUUAGUGCCCCGGAGAAUGGGGGCUUUCUCCACAUCAUUUUGUAUUGCAAGGUUUUGCAUUAAAAGGAAAAUCCACUGCU